UGGAGUGGGGGUAAAUUGGUAUCAGCAGGGAAAAGGACAAGUUGGUCAUCCAUGCAGGCUGCAGUCAGUGGUUGAGUCCCGCUGGAUGCUGUUGGUGGAUAAAAUUCAGUUGUCAACGGACUUCUCAAAACCCAGAGCUAUCAAUUUGCACGAUAGAAUUCUCGACGGUGAGUCACAUAAAACAUGGAAUCCCUCAUUCGUGGCUGUCAACGUAUGGGGCUGGUCCUGAAAAAUGGCACGGGGAUCAUCAACGUUUCAGUAAGACGAGCAUCAGUGGCUGCCAAGUUGAAAAUAAUCGAGGGUAACAAUGGAGAGAGAAUUUUCACAUCGCCAUUCGGUGACGUUGAUUUUCCAUCAGCAACACUGCCAGAAUUCAUAUGGGAAAAUGUCCAUAAGUGGCCAACAAGGAUUGCUCUGGAAUGCAGUGUAACAGGUCGUAAAUACACAUACGUUGAAGCUCGAGACAGUGCUAACUAUGUCGCAAGGAGUCUACGGAAUAUGGGCCUUCGUCAGGGUGAUGUAGUGGCCGUGAUUCUUCCGAAUUUGCCAGAGAGUCCAAUCGCUCUUUUGGGAGCUGUGGAAAGUGGACUUAUCGUCACACCAGUCAAUCCAAUCUAUACGCCUGAUGAAAUAGAAAGACAACUGAGACUAUCAGGUGCCAAAGCCAUCAUCACAUCCAGUGAUCUUGCACCGAAUGCCGUUGCAGUGGGAAAAACAACUCUUCCACAGAAUGCACCAAUCAUUGUCGUUGACGAUGGAGUUAGACCUUUGCCCGAAGGGACAAUAUCAUUCAAAGAUCUCUUGACGAGAGGAAAAACUCUGCCCGAUGUUUCGAAGAAUUCACAGAGCCCCCAUGAUGUCUGUAUCAUGCCUUAUUCCAGCGGUACUACGGGACUACCAAAGGGUGUCAUGGUGACACAUAGAAAUCUCAUCGCUAAUGUUGUUAUGAGCACUCACAGUAUACAACUGAGUAAUGACGUUCAUGAUGUUAUACCUGCAAUUCUACCUCUCUGCCACAUAUAUGGAUUGAAUUGUAUGAUGCACGCCAGGCUAGCUUUGGGUGCUCAUUUCCUUACUCUGCCUUCUUUUACACCAGACAUUUUUAUCAAUACACUGACGAAACAUCCAUGUACUUUAUUAUUCUGCGUCCCAUCGAUACUGCUUUUCAUGGCUGCAUCGCCGAAGAUAAAAACAGAACAUUUUAAGCGAUUGCGUUGUAUCAUCUCUGGCGCAGCAUCCAUCAUUGGAUCAGACAUAGAGAGAAUUUAUGAUCAGUUUGGACUUGAUCAGCAAACAGUACCAUUUAUCCAGGGAUAUGGAUUAACAGAAUGCACGGGGGUUGCAUUAAUCCAGACCUCCCACAAUAAAUAUGCGAGCGUUGGAUAUCCAAUCGCGAAUAGCGAAGCGAGACUGGUUGAUCCAGUCACAAAUCAGGACGUACAGACUCCAGGUCAAACUGGUGAAAUUUGGCUAAGGGGUCCGCAUAUUAUGAAGGGGUAUUACGAAAAUGAAAAAGCUACAAAUGAGAUGCUACAAGACGGGUGGUUGAAAACAGGUGAUAUUGCCUAUUUCGACGAUGACUUCAAGUUUUUCAUCGUCGAUCGUCUGAAGGAACUCAUCAAAGUCAAAGCCUUUCAGGUCCCCCCUGCUGAAUUAGAAGGCAUCCUCAGAACUCAUCCCGACAUUGCUGAUGCUGCGGUUAUUGGUAUACCUGAUGCACGGUCCGGAGAGGUCCCGAAGGCAUUUGUGGUACUCAAAAAAAAUCGUACGACGACAGCAGAAAAUAUCCAAAAUUUCAUGAAAGGAAAAGUUUCGGAGUACAAAGAGCUUAUAGGGGGAGUUGCCUUCAUUAAUGAAAUUCCAAGAAACGCCACAGGGAAAAUUCUCAGAAUAGAGCUGAAAAAAUUGCAUCAUAACGAGUGAGUUGUCCUUCUUGUGUGAAAAAAUUCUAAUAAACAGAACUGGAAAAUUCAAGAUGAAGAAUCCGUUCAGAGGCUAUCAUACCAGAGCAAGGUCGGUUGAUGUUAACUAUAAAAUAAUUUUCUAUAAAAUAAUUUAGAUAUUUCUAUUUUUUUAACGAAGAAAAACUGAUUUUUUAAAAUAGAAUUCGUGCAAAAUAGCGAUCUCUGUUGUUUUUUUGUAUUUAACUGAUGACCCCUGCAGUGCAACGUGCUGGAAUGAACUUGAAUAAUGAAAUCGUUGGGUGUUAAAUAUGUGCCUUGAAUUUUUACUAAGAAAUAAGUAUGUGAUGGGUUGAAUUAAGCACAAAUUUAAGGUGUAAAUAGUGAAUUUUAUAUAUAAAUAGCGAAAUAAAUCGUACGAAUAAGUGGUUUUACAGGGAAAAAACACAAAUAAAUUGUCAGUUUUACGUUUGUUGAAAAUCUCAAUAAAAUGAUAAGUGAGAAAAAGCAA
Messenger RNA from Diachasmimorpha longicaudata, 2412 nucleotides. RefSeq lists its product as uncharacterized. Gene Ontology annotation, cellular component: mitochondrion. Lineage: Eukaryota; Metazoa; Arthropoda; Insecta; Hymenoptera; Braconidae. Gene Ontology annotation, molecular function: long-chain fatty acid-CoA ligase activity. The record is from RefSeq and is a predicted model, not a curated record. Bases 184 to 1923 code for a protein of 579 amino acids. Gene Ontology annotation, biological process: long-chain fatty acid metabolic process; fatty-acyl-CoA biosynthetic process. The transcript has 10 exons.